UGGCUACUGAGCCUUCCUUUGUGGUCACAUGGUAUGCUGUGCAUAUACUGAACUUUCCUCUGGCAGUGAUAGAUAAGCUGGAGACUGACUGUGACAGCGUGGAGAAGAUUAAAAUGACCUCUGUGAACAGGUUGAUGCGUGCUAUUCGAGUAUUUGAAUUUGGGAAUCCUGAAGUCCUAAAACUCUGUACAGAUGCUCCGAUCCCUUCACCAGGAGAGGAUCAGGUAUUAAUACGAGUUCGUGCUUGUGGCAUAAAUCCCGUAGAGACAUAUAUCCGAGCUGGAGUGUAUGCAAGAAAGCCAACUUUGCCGUACACACCAGGAACCGAUAUUGCGGGAGUUGUUGAAGAAGUUGGGAAGAAGGUGACGUCAUUCAAGAAUGGUGAUCGUGUAUUCGCCACAAGCACAAUCACAGGCGGCUAUGCAGAAUACACUCUGUGUUCAACUUCUACAGUCUAUCCUCUGCCUGACCAGCUGAACUUCAAGCAAGGGGCAGCCUUAUCUGUGCCAUACCUGACUGCCUACCGAGCACUCUGUCACAAAGCCCAUGCUAAACCUGGAGAAGUUGUCCUGGUUCACGGGGCCAGCGGAGGAGUGGGAAUAGCUGCGUGCCAGAUCGCCCGAGCAUACGGACUAAAGGUUUUUGGCACAGCUGGUACUCCAGCGGGACUUGAUUUAAUUCUGAAAAACGGAGCCCACAAAGCAUUCAAUCACAGAGAGACAGAUUAUAUUGAUAAAAUUGAGGAGGCUACUGGAGGACAGGGAAUUAAUGUUAUACUGGAAAUGUUGUCCAAUGUUAAUCUCAGCAAUGAUUUGCGCCUCCUGUCUUCCGGCGGCAGAGUGGUGAUUGUGGGCAGUCGCGGACCAAUCGAGAUUAACCCUCGGGACACCAUGCUAAAGGAAUCCAGUAUAAUUGGAGUUUCACUGUUUAGUGAAUCUAAGGAGGAAAGGAAUGAAUCGUUUGCUGCACUUUUUGGGGGAAUAGAGGCUGGCUGGUUAAAACCACUGAUUGGACCGGAGUAUACAUUAGAUAAAGCUCCACAAGCUCAUGAAGAUAUAAUACAAACCAGCGGAGCCACUGGCAAGAUGGUCUUUGUGAUCUAAAAUGUGAAUUAAGAAUGUCCUCUGUCUGGAAAUUCUAUGGCUGUUAAAAUAAAUACUGUAAUACAGUUACCACUUUGGAAUCAUUUGAAUGUAAUCUACCCUAGACUUACUUUUUGCCCAUAAAUUUUGAUUAUAUCUUAAUCUGUAUGUUUAUUAAAUUAAAUAGUAAUGUUGGUGAUUUCAUGUGUUAUUUAAUAUCAGCUACUCCUGGCACAUUUGUAUACUAGUCUGUGAACAGGUGAUGAUGGUUAUUAAAUACUGAACUUUGGUCAGACCAGACUCCAAGCUGCUGCUGCUGGUAAAGUGCACAACUCCCAGCUGUCUAGUCACCCACAUUUGUGUAUGUGUGUGUGUAUAUAUUUCGGAUUAUUCAAUAAAUUGCGAUUUGCAGUGAA
Molecule: messenger RNA, 1498 nt
Organism: Pelobates fuscus (common spadefoot toad)
Lineage: Eukaryota; Metazoa; Chordata; Amphibia; Anura; Pelobatidae
Gene: CRYZ
Product: crystallin zeta
Exons: 9
Coding region: 114-1103 (329 amino acids)
Cellular component (GO): cytosol
Molecular function (GO): NADPH binding; zinc ion binding; mRNA 3'-UTR binding
Source: RefSeq, a predicted model, not a curated record